Messenger RNA from Necator americanus (New World hookworm), 429 nucleotides. RefSeq lists its product as uncharacterized. NCBI's taxonomy places the organism in Eukaryota, Metazoa, Nematoda, Chromadorea, Rhabditida, Ancylostomatidae. The transcript is spliced from 3 exons. The record is from RefSeq and is a predicted model, not a curated record. Bases 1 to 429 code for a protein of 142 amino acids.
AUGUUGGCUAACGCGAGUUCACUCUAUCGGUUGGCUUCGGAUCCAAGUUUUGAGCGACGAUUUGCUGCGAACUUACAACUGCAACAGGAUUUGCGGUGGCGCCCUUGCUACGCUGUGCUGAAGGCGAAUUUAUUUUUCGUCUUCAGCAGACAAGAUGAUCCCGAACCACCAUUCUUGAUCCUCAUUAUUGAAGAUUGCUUUAUAGAGCUUUGCGACGAGAACAAGUUAGGCAAAGACUUCACCUUCGAGAUAAAAUUCAAAACAACUGGUAGAAGUUUCAUAUUCGCGGCAGAGGAUUUCAAGACACUGGAGCGAUGGGUCUCACUGCUUACGAUUACGCCCAUAGACUACAUGCUAUUAUCGAAACAGUCGUUUGCGGAACAAAUCGAGCGUGUCCAAAGUUCUGAGGAGGCAGAAUCUACAAAAUAA